UUCACUCUCUCUGUGAUUUUGACACUUUUUAAUCUUUUCCCAAUUGCAUUGCAUGACCCUUUCUUCUCUCUAUCAUUUGAUUUCAUUCGAUUUCACCCUCGUCCCCACCCAAUAGGAAAAAGUUUUUAUUUUUAAAUUUUUAUUUUAUUUGGGUAUUGAGUUUUUUUUCUUUCUUUUUUUCUCAUCAAACAAACAAACUGGUUUUGAAGAAAAUGAGGUGGGAAAAGGUUGAGGUGAAGGCGAUAGCAAAAGAGGGUGAAGGAGAAUCUGGGCCAGGGAAAAGGUGGGGUCACACCUGUAACUCCAUUAAUGGUGGCAAAUUUAUCUAUGUCUUUGGUGGUUAUGGCAAAGAUAAUUGUCAAACCAAUCAAGUUCAUGUUUUUGAUACUGUGAACCAAACUUGGAGCCAACCUGAAAUAAAAGGAUCCCCACCUACUCCUAGGGACAGUCACACUUGCAGUGUCAUUGAUGAAAAACUCUAUGUGUUUGGGGGUACUGAUGGGAUGAAUCCACUCAAGGACUUGCACAUAUUAGACACUUCUUUGCAAACAUGGGAAUCUCCAAUUAUAAGAGGAGAAGGGCCAGAGGCUCGAGAGGGUCACAGCGCAGCGGUUGUUGGCAAACGGCUCUUUAUCUUUGGUGGUUGUGGAAAAUCUGCUGAUAAUAACAAUGAAGUCUACUACAAUGAUCUUUACAUACUGAAUACAGAAACGCUUGUUUGGAUGCGCGCUACGACAUCAGGCACGCCACCAUCUCCCCGUGAUAGCCACACUUGCUCAUCGUGGAAGAACAGAAUUAUUGUGAUAGGGGGUGAAGACGGGCAUGAUUAUUAUUUGUCUGAUGUCCAUAUCCUUGACACUGAUACUCUAAUGUGGAGGGAGCUGAGUACAUCAGGCCAAUUGUUGCCACCUCGAGCUGGUCAUUCCACAGUUUCUUUUGGCAAAACCUUGUUUGUAUUUGGUGGAUUCACAGAUGCUCAAAAUCUAUACAAUGACCUUUAUAUGCUUGAUAUUGAUACUGGUGUUUGGACGAAUGUUACAACUACAACCAAUUGCCCUUCUGCUAGAUUUUCUGUAGCUGGUGACUGUUUAGACCCAUUUAAGGGUGGUGUUCUUGUGUUUAUCGGCGGUUGUAAUAAAAGUCUUGAAGCCCUGGAUGAUAUGUAUUACCUACAUACAGGUUUUGCUAGGGAAAGUGGACAAAGACCAGAUAAGUUAUCUAUGAAGAAGAAAUUGAAGCUGAAAUGCCAAGAACAAAAUCCCAAUCCUGGCCAAAAUCCAGUUAUGGUUGGAUAUGGAAUGGGGGCUACUGGCAUUGGCCCGGUCAUGACUGUGUUGAAUUAUAGCCAGCCAAAUAGACCAAAUAUCUCAGCAAAUCAAUCACUGCCACUUCACGGAAAGAAAAUGUUUGAAGCCAAGGUUACUGAAAACAUCUCAGAAGGAUAUACCAUUGAAACUGUCAUUGAUGGAAAGCCUCUUCGUGGAAUUCUCUUUUUAAACAAACAACACUCUCUUCAGCCGGCUGCUCAUGUUUUCAAUAGUUAUCAAAGCAGGAAAAGGACUGCUGGUGAAGUUGAUGGUGUCAUCACAAAUGGUACACAUUCUGACAAUUUAAAGACUCCUAAAGUGCUUAAGCAAAAUCAAAUGGAAAAUAGAGAAGCAGUUCAUGGAGACAGUUCAGAAUCUCAAAAACACUGUUCUGAAGCUGUCGUUGCAGUUGCAGCAAGCAAUCCAAUAACUGCCAAUGCUUCUGAUACCCAUAAGGUUUCUGCCAACCCAGAACCAGAAGCUGCUUCUGUGAAUCCAAAUGCUGAAAAAAAUGAAACACCAACAUUGGGGGUAAACUUGAAAAAUGAUGGAGCAAAUGAAGUGACAAGUUCCAGAGGUGAUGCUCAAACAAAUGAUCAAGCAAAUGUGCUGCCGAUUUCCAACAUAGAAGCUCAAACAAAUGAUCAAACAAAUGUGCCGCCGAUUUCCAACUUAGAAGCUCAAACAAAUGAUCAAACAAAUGUGCCGCCGAUUUCCAACUUAGAAGCUCCAAGACUUGAUAAAAAUAGUGAUACACCAAACUGCAACACGGAAUUUCUGAAACCUGCCACAGCUGAGAGUGUGAAUUUGUCAUUUCAAGGUGCAGUGGUGGAUUCCACAAUUCCAAGGACAGGAGAAUGCAGUGAACCAGCAAAAGAAAUUUGAGCUGAGUUGAAAACGAAGACCUUUGUUUGGCAUUUGUACAUACCUCAUCUUCUGAAGGUGAUCAUAGAGAGGUCAAUCAAUAUAACUGGUGGUAUUGGUAUAGACUAACAUCGUCAACUGGUGGAAUACGCCAUUGUAAUCUGCUUGUUGACGCACCCUUUGAUCUGAAUUUUUUAUUAUUGAACAAAACCAUGAUUACCUUAGGUGUAGGUAGUGAUGAUAAAAGUAGUUUUUAGUUUGAAACCAUUGAGUUCUCUAUUUAUUAUUUCCAAUUCUGCUCUCUUCAUUCAUUGCUAGGAAAGAAAUUUUUGUUAGAAGCCUUACUUUGAUUAUUUUUUAUCAGGUCAUAGAAUGAAACCUUAUUUUAAUACC
Molecule: messenger RNA, 2564 nt
Organism: Cicer arietinum (chickpea)
Lineage: Eukaryota; Viridiplantae; Streptophyta; Magnoliopsida; Fabales; Fabaceae
Molecular function (GO): protein binding
Source: RefSeq, a predicted model, not a curated record